UUUUGCCACGCCGGGGAGUCGAGGUAGCCCCACGCAGCGGGCUGCUGUACCUGCCCGUCGCGCGCCGCGCACCCCUCCGCUCCGCCGCGAUGGACGCGUCUGGAAUAACCUUGGUGUGAGCCCGUCGAGCGGCCGGAGAGAGGAGCGAGAGGCUGCACGGCGCGGCGGCGGAACAUCGGCGAUCGCUGGCGUGAACAUGGCGGAGACCGUACGCUCGCUCUUCGACUACCGGGAGCCGCACAGGCUGGACGGCGACGGCGAGGGCGUCAAGCCGGCACCGCCACUGCGGGGGCGCGGCUGUGGAAGGAAAAGGAAAGGGACACCUGUGAAAGUCUUUGUUACACACACUGAGGAGGAGAGCGUGCCUGAACACAGCUUCAGCCCAGGUGAUCGUAAGGAAGCAGAGAGCAGAGUAGAGAAUAAACGGUCCACACUGGACGGGCCCUUCUACAACACAGAGGCUGUGCCCCACAACUGUGGUCCAUCAGAGCAGGCUCAUGACAGAGAUGCCGCUGGAUCCAAGAUCAGCUCCUGCUCAGCCUCCACACCAGCUUCUUCCUCAGCCCCAACCCCAACACCGGUCCGUGCUCCUGCCCCGGCUACGGCAACUUCAGCCCAGGCCGUGUCUCUGACCCCUGCGUCCACUGCGCCGGCAGCUCCGACAGCCUCUGCUCCGGCCCCAACGGCUGGCUCCUUCCCCCCCUCCCCGAACUGUCGCAUCCGAGAGGUCCACUGUGGCAGCCAGGUGCGGCUGGUCGUGAUCGCCAUCCGAGACAUCACCAAAGGGGAGGAGAUCACUGUGGACUACAGUUUGACCGAGUGGGGAGAGAACCUGGGUUUCCGUGGCACUGUGUCUCCAGUGCAACACGAGUGUAAUUCUGACACUGAAAAUAACAACAAUAUUAAAAAGGAGGAUGAGCCCCUCUCUCUGACAGCCCAGCAGCGGCAACAGCAGCAGCAGCAGCAGGAGUAUGUCACCCCCUCCUGGUCCCUAUCCCCAUCCUCCUCCCCUAUUUCUCACUCUGAUGCCAGUGACUCAGAUGCUGGUGAUGAGGACAACGCCAGCCCCCGUGGGCGCACACAACGUCGGCGCAAAAAACGUCGUGGCACCCCUUCAAAGAAAAAGACCCCCCAUCGGAUGCAACCUGGGUGCCUGACACCAGUCUCACCUACCAGCAUUCCACAUCAGAACCGUCCGCUGCCUUUAUCCCAUCCUCCAGCGCAGUCCUCCCCACCCUGUUCGUCUUCCUCUUCUUUGGUAAAGCCCGUGUUCAAAGCUCCGGUUCCGCUGGGCUCCAACAGCACAAGCAACAUCAACUCCUCCAGAGGAGUGUCCAUUGACUCCAUGCGCCAAACCUGCGAAUACUGUGGCCGCCACUUUCGCUCACUGGGACGCCACUUAGACAAACACCACGCCCACCAACCAGAAGUGUGCUCUGCCCUUGUGGAGCGUUACACACAGAUGCCCCGCCUGCACGCACAAAACACAAACCCCACCGCAGCUCUCUUACACACUCAGCAGCACUCGAGGUCGUCACAGGUCGCGGGACAGAGCCGCUCUUCAGAUCUUCCACAAAGUGGCGUCCAGGACCUCUCCAUGUCUCCACCCACUCUCACAGCAGCCAGCCAAUCCCCUACGUCCGCUGGAAGGAACUCCGCCCCACCUGUGUUGACUCCUCCACGAGGACAGAACGCAGUGCCAGUGUCUGUGUUAAAGAGGAGCCCUCCCCCCGUGGCUGUGAUGCAGUCCAAGAACGGAGCGAUGAGGAGGCUUACGAAUGACCGACAGGAGGAGGAGGAAGAGGAGGAUGAAGAUGAAGAUGUGGAAGUUGUUGAGGUAAAGAGGCCCAAAGAGGAGGAGGAUGUGGAGGUAGUGUGUCCUCAGUCGUACAGCAGUAAGUUGGCCAAAGAAGUGGAGCCACCAAAAGAGGAGGAAGAUGAGGAACACGAGGAAUACGAAGAGGAAGAGGAGGAGGAGAAUGGAGUGAUGGAGGUGGAAGAUGAGAGUGGUGCAGAGGAUAAGGAUAAGGACUUGCUGAGUAGUUCCGGGCGUCACCACCUCCUGCCCCUGCUCUCGUCCCUGUCCUCUCUGGUCCUGUACCUUCGUCGUCUGCAGCACUCGGCCUUCUUGUCCCUGUCUCGGCAGCUGCAGUCAGCCGAGGCUUGGCGCCUUCUCUGCCACUCCAGCCUGGCUCUCCUGAUCCUGUACAACCGACGGCGCGAGUGUGAGGUCUCAAAGCUGUCUAUUGCCGAAUACCAUGCUCGUGUCACUCCCCAGUGCCCCGUUCCUGUCCCACCUGGCGCCCCUCCAGCUCUCACCCCACUGGAGGCCUCCCUGUCCCCCUUUGAACGCCUGGUGCUUCCUCAUCUUGCAAGGGUUGGGGUCCAGGGAAAGCGUGGACGUGUUCAGCCCCUCAUCCUCCCCCCUCAUUGUGAGCCAUGCCUGGAGCUCCUACUACAGACACGGCAGGAUGUAGGAGUUGACCCCGCAAACCCUUAUGUCUUUGCCAGGCCCUAUCACUCUCCAGCCACACCACUGCGUGGCACCGAUCUCCUCCGCAGCCUGGCCCGCUCUAGCGGUACCCGCAAUCCCCGCGCCCUUACCCAGACUAGGGUUCGCCGCCAGGUAGCAAUCCUGACCCAGCUGCUGCUUCUGGGAGAAGGAGAAGAGCCUGGGCAGCCAGGAGGCAGCGCUGUGGAGAGGCUGGAGCACUUUCUCGAGAGGGAGUACCAUGUGACACAGAACUGUGCCGGAAUUGGCCAAGACCCAGGCCUGAUGGGCAGAGUGGGCAGAGUGGUACUUUGUGGAGAAAGGGAUGGAGUGCUGUUCAGAGGAAUGAGCCUGAACCACAUCUGCUUGGAACUGGAUGUUAUGUCAGGAAACUCUGCAGACUCUUACUCAGAGGGAGAGUCUGAAGGAGAGCAGUUAAAGGAGAACCCAGAAGUACAUUCCCCUGCUCCAGCUCCAGCUCCAGCUCCGACUCCGACUCCUACACCUACUCUGCUGUACGUCAGGAAGGGCAAGAACAACGGGCGGGUGGGACGACCAAAGAAGCUCAAGAACAUCCAGCAGCCCCCUCCGCCGCCUCCAACUCCACCCGCAAACCGCAGGAGGGGCUCAGGUAAACGAGGUGUCCUGAAGCGUCCCUGGUCUGAGGCGGAGCGUGCGGCCGUCGAGGAGCACCUGACCCGAAACAUCACUGAGCUCCGAGUCCCCGCCAAGGCCGACUGCGAGCGCUGCCUGCAGCAGUGCCCCCUGCUGGUCAGCAACCACCGCGACUGGCGGGCCAUCAAGUUCUACUGCCACAACCGCAUUCAGCUGCUGAAGAAGAACCAGCGGCGUGACAACGAGCCGCUGCCCCUCAUCGUCUGCUGAGAAGAGGGAGUGUUUGAUGGAGGGAGGGAGGGAGAGAGGGAGGGGGCUAGAAGAGGGAUAUUUGGUGUGGUGCAGCUGAUCAGAACAGAUUCUCAAAUGGUACCCUGCUGCCCAGGAAAUGCACUAAUUUUGAGAGGACGUUCCUAAAUUUCACAUGGCUCUUCUUGUAGCGUGGUUUGUUUUUUGACAUGGUUUGUAAUUUGACAACCUGAUGGCAUUUUUUUACUAUGAGCCACACAAGAACAGAGAUUUCAAUUGACGUUUUUCGCUGCUCUACUUCAAGGUCUUAAAAUUUACACUCGAGUCUUCAUGGUGCUCCUCUUUUUGAGGGUCACAGUGCAAAGUCUUGUCAAAAGCAGUGCACGUGCACGGGUGCCGUUUGAGACACGCCUUGGGGACGUCAGUAACCACGGUGCUGACCGCAGCCUGUGUUGAAUAUGGACACGUUGUUUUCACCUUCCGAGGUGGAUACGCUCAACUGAAAUGUAAACAAGGAGGCAACUGAGCCCUACAGUGUUGUUAUAUGAACGUCGUGAAGUAGCAUUAGUGUUUUAUGCACUUUGGAGACGUUAAUAGGACAAAUGGCCUCUGCCUGGGUCACCCUUUCCUCAACAGUGGCUUUACUAUUAGAGUAGGCCUAACUAAUGCUAACCUAGAAGAAUAGAUUAAUCUUCUUUUCAUACAGCUGACUGUGCAAUUCUGACAACGGUUUCAUUAUAUUUGGACCUUAAUUCACAUGUAAGGUACUAGGCGAUGAGUUACGCUUUUGCAGUUACAAUGAAGUUUGUUUGUUUUUUUGUUUUCGUUUUUUUACUGAAACAGAACACACUAUUAUUAUAAUAUUAAUUUUAGUUGUGGUUGUCAUCGCAAAGGAAAUGAAAUGGCAUCAGAAUGUUGUGAAGUUACUGUUGAAUACCUAAGAUGUUUAGUUAAACCCCCAAACUUGUCCUUGUCUUUUCUCCCCACAAUCAGACACAGUCGAGGUGUCAACAGCUCCCGUUUCCCCCCCAGAAGAACAGUGUGUUCAUAUUUCCUAUUGUUUAUUGUUUUCUCUGCCUGUUGCACAUUUGAUAUUUGGAGAAGUGAAAACGGUGCUAUAGGCCAAUUAGCUGGAUACCACUUUAUGUGCGGAGAGGAUAUGUCCCAUGGUCGUGUUAUAAAUGUUUCUUUUUAAAAAAUGGGCAUUUAUCAGAGAAGUGAUUGUUCCGUGUUGCCAUGUUUGUUGCAUUGUCUGUGUCGACUUUUCCAAUGGCUAGAGCUCAUCCUGUACUUUCCCAGCCACACUACACGGUUUGCAGCUCGACCACAUUCUCUUCAGUGUUUCUGGAAAUCUGCGUCCAUCGGACUGAAACCUCCAUGAAACCUCUUGACAGAUACUUGAAGAUAUUUUGCAGAAUCUUUAUGUUCGAUCUCGCUCUAGCCUUGCCAGUUACCGUGUACAUAACAAAUAUAUUAUCAUUAUGCUAACUGGUUGUUUGUGCUAGACUAUAUGUAGCUUUUUUUUUCCAUUUCCGAGUAAUUGCUAUCUGUACAUAAGCCUAUGUGUAAAUACUCCUCAGAGAAACAAAGAAAAAACACAAUGUAUGACAUGCUUUGGUUAUUGUGUUAUGUUUUUUCUUUUUUAUAAGUCUUAUAAAAAUUUAAAGUUC
Molecule: messenger RNA, 5025 nt
Organism: Scophthalmus maximus (turbot)
Lineage: Eukaryota; Metazoa; Chordata; Actinopteri; Pleuronectiformes; Scophthalmidae
Exons: 9
Coding region: 197-3376 (1059 amino acids)
Molecular function (GO): protein binding
Source: RefSeq, a predicted model, not a curated record